UUGAUACCUUCUAUUCAGAGUAUCGGCGAAUCGUCAACGUCAACACAAUCCGAAGAGGAACGAACAAUCUCACAUACACAACCGGAGCAAGAAACAAAAUUAGAUGAUCAGGCUAUCCACCAAGGGAACGGCAAAUCAUUUCGUCCAGUGAUCGGACGUAAAAAGAGACGAUCGAAAGAGUCAGCUGAGAACAAACGAGAACGAAAAGCAUGGCGGACGUUGGCAAUAAUUACGGGUACAUUUGUCGCCUGCUGGACACCGUUCUUCUUAGUCUCACUGUAUAGACCGAUAUGUCGAUGUACAAUACCGCGCCCCGUGGAAGCAGUUACUGCUUGGCUUGGCUAUCUCAAUUCGGCGCUGAAUCCGAUUAUCUACACGGUGUUCUCUCAGGAUUUCCGUGCUGCUUUCAAGAAAAUCGUCAGACGUCUCUUUCUACUCAAAGACUACUAA
Cooperia oncophora is the source of this 450-nucleotide messenger RNA. Lineage: Eukaryota; Metazoa; Nematoda; Chromadorea; Rhabditida; Trichostrongylidae. The record is from the annotation of a GenBank genome assembly.